Molecule: messenger RNA, 1425 nt
Organism: Bacillus rossius redtenbacheri
Lineage: Eukaryota; Metazoa; Arthropoda; Insecta; Phasmatodea; Bacillidae
Product: tigger transposable element-derived protein 6-like
Exons: 3
Coding region: 1-1425 (474 amino acids)
Cellular component (GO): nucleus
Molecular function (GO): DNA binding
Source: RefSeq, a predicted model, not a curated record
AUGUCUGUGUGGCCGCCCGCGCCCUGGCUCGCCCUCAACAACGUGUACGUGGGGGAGAUGCUGCACCACCGGCUGCUGCUGGAGCACCGCAAGGAGGGCCCCCCCUCCUCCCCCGCCGACCACCACCCCCACCACCACCCGCACCAAUGCGGGAACCCCUGCAGCAUCUGCUCGCUCAACCUAUCCGGGCAGUUCUCCUGGCGUCGGACGAGCUCCUCCAGGGUUGGUGGUGGUCCGGGUAUCCGCACCAGGGGUGGAAAUAACCCCGGCGGAGGCUUCACGGAGAACAUCCUCAGCCGAUACCAGCCUCGAGACGUUUACAACGCAGACGAGCUGGGGAUGUUUUAUAACCUCUUGCCAGACCGUACUCUUGCGGUGAAAGGGGACGUAUGCAAGGGUGCGAAGAGGAGCAAGGAGCGCCUCACAGUCCUCCUUUGCUGCAACAUGAACGGCAGCGACAAAAUGAAGCCCCUAGUAAUAGGAAAGUCAAAAAAACCGAGAGGUUUCAAGGGGAACAUUCUUCAUUGCGACUACGACUUCAACAAAAAAGCGUGGAUGAAUGCAGCAGUUUUCACGAAGUGGCUUCGCAGCUUUGAUGCGAAAAUGGGUGUGAUGAAUAGGAAAGUUGUCCUGUUCGUCGACAAUUGCCCUGCGCAUCCUCCGCUCGAUAACCUCAGAAAUAUUGAGCUGGUGUUCUUGCCUAAGAACACCACCAGCGUGCUUCAGCCUCUGGACCAGGGAAUAAUCCAGCAGGUGAAGCUGAAGUACCGGGAAAUGCUUGUGCGGAGCAUGGUGUUGCAGCAUAACAUCGGGAAAGAGAUUAAGAAGUGGGACGUGUAUAGGGCAACGGAAGCUAUUGUUACCAGCUGGAGGGCAUUGAAACCAGAAGUAAUCGCCAACUGUUUCCGACACGCCAACUUCGUCACACCAGUCGACGAUGUGCCUCUCGCUGCCACCAACCCUGAAAACCCUGACGACCCUGACGACCCACCCACAGUGGACGCCAAGCCCCAGCCGGGCCCCUCGACGAAGCCGCAGCAUCAGAUUUUCACUCUGCCAUGCGACGACGAAUCGUGGCAGCAAUUGGCCCCAGACUGCACGUUUGCAGAGUUCGUGACAGCGGAUGACAACGUUGCAGUUUGGGGUACACAAGAUGAUGAUUCCAAUGAUGUCAAGGGGCAGGAGCCGAGCGAUGAAGAUGAAGAGGAGGAGGAGGAGGAGGAGGGGGAGGGAGAAGCAGAAGAACCAGAAGUUGUGCCGACGACGAGAGACGUCCUCAAAGCUGGGGAUGUCUAUGAAUAUCUUCUGAGGCGGCAUGGUGCAAGUGAUGCUGUGGGGUCCUGCUUAACGCAGUUGAAAGAGUUUGCGGAAAAUGCCAUCUUGAAAAAAAAGCAGGCAACGAUAAAGGACUUUUUUAAAAAGUAA